AUGUCGAUCUUUGGCCAGGCCAAGACCAGCAGCGCCUGGGGCCAGCAACCGACCAUGUCGACACCAACCGCACAGCAGACCAGCAAUCCUUUCGGCCAAACGCUGGGAGGCAUGCAGCAGCGAUCCAAUCUCGUCAACAGCAUGGCAUCGCCGCCUCAGCAGACACAGCAAAUGCCAGCGCUGUCACAGUCGCAGGCGCAGCUGUCCAGCUCGCUGUGGCAGCCGGGCAAGGAGACUCCUCGUACGUGGGCAUCUUCUCCAAAGCUAUACGCAAACACGGAUCAGAAACCCAUCCUCGAACAAAUGAAGCUCGUGACGGAGAAGUGGGAUGCGGCGAACCCCAGCUGCGUGUUCAAGCACUACUUCUACAACAUGGUGGAAGAGGCAAAGAUUCCAUUUUACCAGCCGCAGCCGUACGAGGACCCGCGGGAGUGGGAGGAGGCGCUGCAGAACAAGCCGGCGCCCAACUUUAUGCCGGCGCUCUGCUCCGGGUACACGGGUGUGGCGGACCGGCUCACGGCGCAGAAGCGGGCCAUUGGCGAUUUCAGCGCGCGGCUGCACCAGAUCAACGGCAGCAUAGACCUUCUCCUGCAGCGGCACGAGCUGGACACGGAGGUGCGGGCGCUGGCGGCGCGGCGACGGCAGGCGGCGAUUCACGCGCGGUGCCUGGCGCUGGCGGCGCGGGUGCAGAUCCUGCGCAACCGCGGCUACGCGUUGAGCGGCGACGAGGACGACCUCAACCGCCGCCUGCAGAAGCUGGAGCGCGAGGUGCAGGACCCGGCCGUCGGGGCGCGCGAGGAGGAGCUCUGGAGCCGCCUCAUUGUGCUGCGCGGCUACUCGGACCGCCUGAACAAGGAGAUGGGCAAGCCGGCGGCCGAGGGCGGCGAGCUGGACGAGGAGACACAGACCAAGGCCAAACGGAUUUUGCAAGAUUACGAGAAGCAGCUCAAUCAUCUGAAGAAGGAGGUCGAGUCUUUGAGUGCAGACUACGCAGAAUGGGAGCAGAGCCGCAGCUCCAACAUGCGGACGAGAUAG
Molecule: messenger RNA, 1035 nt
Organism: Cordyceps militaris CM01
Lineage: Eukaryota; Fungi; Ascomycota; Sordariomycetes; Hypocreales; Cordycipitaceae
Product: nucleoporin Nup44
Exons: 3
Coding region: 1-1035 (344 amino acids)
Biological process (GO): NLS-bearing protein import into nucleus; protein localization to nuclear inner membrane; nuclear pore organization
Cellular component (GO): nuclear pore central transport channel; nuclear pore
Molecular function (GO): structural constituent of nuclear pore
Source: RefSeq, a predicted model, not a curated record